Molecule: messenger RNA, 801 nt
Organism: Mesocestoides corti
Lineage: Eukaryota; Metazoa; Platyhelminthes; Cestoda; Cyclophyllidea; Mesocestoididae
Source: the annotation of a GenBank genome assembly
AUGGUACUCGCUGGGACUUCCUGGGUCGUGUCAUUACCCACGACUGACGCUCCCUCCGUUCUCGAUCUAAGUGAGGCGGAGCAGUUGCGACUGGCCCUUCGAGCUUCAGUCGAAGAGACGGCCGGACCAUCUACCUCGUGCAGAUCCUCAAAGAAUCUAGGAGCUGGAUCCUCCUCUAGGCACCCACAUGGCAAUAAGUCCUGCGGCGUUUUGUCGACAAUCACGACUCUUGACACCGAUGAUGAUGACUGCGUAGUCGUACUUGACUCUGAUGGUGAGGACAGUGAAGUCGCUAGCAGAGGAACGCCGAUUGCGCCGCCUUUGCGGGAACUACCCACGGUGACUGAUCCCUCUACCGCCUUCCGGAUAGCCCUCCGGUUACCCUGCGGCAGGCGCACCGUCCUCACUCUCGACUCCAGCCUUCGAUUAGAGACCCUCUUCUCUUACUUGGAAUCCUUGGGCUACCCUUCCGCGGAUUUUGAGUUGCUCCGAGUCCAUCCUCGCCUCUGCCUAAACAACCUACCCAACUCCACUCGGAUUGAUGAAACCGGACUAGCUAAAGCCGACGUCGACUUCUCGGUUGGUGAGGCUAUGUCUUCGCCGGCGACGCAGGGCUUCAUAAAGACGGUGAUGGUGAUGAUGGAAAGUGUUGUGAGUGGCCAUCGAAUGGUUGCCUUCCGCCCGCGCCAUAUGACCACGCGGAAGGAGAUGAUAGCCUUCGAUCCCCUUGUUCAGCAAGACGUCCUCUACCGUGAGCUGAAAAAGAUUCGCAGUUUGCGAAAGGCUGGAAGUCGGGAUUAA